This is a messenger RNA of Cricetulus griseus (Chinese hamster), 1286 nucleotides long. Lineage: Eukaryota; Metazoa; Chordata; Mammalia; Rodentia; Cricetidae. The record is from RefSeq and is a predicted model, not a curated record.
AGGUUGCCUUGGAAACACUCUAUGGGGGCAGGAAGAGUUGGGGCACAGUCACCCAGCAACAGGUGGUAGCCUCCCUUCCGCCUUCUUCUGAGGCCAGCCCUCCAGGGCCUUUCAGAUAGCUACACACACCCUCCCAGCAUGCACUCGGAAGAACGGCUCUGAAGACAGAGAAAUUCAAGAUCCAGUCAAGGUGAAAGCGGAGACAUUCCCUGCUUCACCUGUUGUCCCUCCUCAUCAUUGAGUCUCCCAGAUGCCUUCAACUCCUGGGCAGCCCUCAGGGCACACGGAGGGGCUCCCGGAGCCUACAGCGGAGGCAGCCAUGUGGGCAGCAUUCCCCUGUGGCCCUUGUAUUCCCAUCAUGCUGGGCUUGGCCUCUCUCACAGCCUUCUUCAUCAUAACUACUGCGGUACUGGCUGAACGCCUGUUCCGCCGCCCACACCCAGACUCCAGCAAGCAUGCGCCCACCCUCGUAUGGCGUCCUGGAGGAGAACUGUGGAUUGAGCCCACAAGCAGUGCCCGGGAGCGCUCUGAGGACUGGUAUGGCUCCUCCAUACCCCUGCUGAUGGACAGGGCUCCAGACCCCCCAACUCCUGGGGGAACAUUGGAGGGCAGAGCAACUGCUCCACCAGCCCCUUCAAUCCCACACUCUUCUCCCAGCUCCUUAGUUCCCCAGACCCCACCAGAAGUCCCAGCCCAGAGCACCUUCUGGAGGCCUCAAGCCCAAGAGGAGAGGCUCCAUGCCACAGGCCUAGUGAGCUGGGUCGAGCCUGACAUGAGUCAAGAGGCUGGAAUGCAGGUUGGGAGCCCCAAGUCCUGGAGGAUGAGGCAGGGGAGCCUUGAACCUGACUGGGGUCUCCAGCCUCGGGUCACCCUGGAGCAGAUCUCUGCGUUCUGGAAAAGGGAAGGCAGGACCAGUGUCGGCUUCUGAAUCCUCAGAGCCUGUAAGACUAGCCUCCCAUCUCAGAUGAGCUGAAAGGACUCAGCUGCAGCUUCAGGCCUGGACACCACUCUGGAUGUUUCUCUAGGCCCUGCCUAGAGUCUAGGGACUUUUGUGUGGAAAUUUCUAUCUUUGGCACCUGGCUGGUGGGCAGGCUGAGAGUGGGGACAGCCUGUGCACUGUGGCUUGCACUAAAGUUCAGCUUUGGUUAAACUGUCCGGGUUGUGGGCCAGAAGGCUUCAAGAUGGCAUGUCAGGGUACAAAUUUACCUAAGACACCAUGUCAUCAUGAAGAGGUCCUGUGUAGGAUGCUGAGCAACAGUGAGGAACAGAUGAUUAUGUGUCAAUCA